AACAAGAUACCGAAAACACAAACGAAAAACAUUCUAAAACUGUUGUAUGUUAGGCUAAUUUUAUUGUACAUUGUACAGCUGGACAGAGCAAAGUCGUAUCGAAAACGAAAAAUAAGUUACGUUGUUUCAGGAAAAGCAAUAUCCACAGUGGCAAAAGAAAAAAAAUAAGUUGUAUUUGUAAAUGUCAAACACAGAGAAAAUAAUAGUGCAUUUGUGAUUGUAAUUCAGAAAUGUGUCUCUUGCAGUCCAGCCGAAAUAAAUACAAAUGCAGCUACGUCGUCGUUGAUCUCCUACUUUUAAGUGCAACACAAAGCAGACAAAAUAUCGAGCCGGUUACAGAAGCACAGAUUUCAUUCUUUUGGAUCACUGCAAAUUCACUUAACUGGGUCAUGGUCAGCGCAGAUUCACUUGAUCAGCUGAACCACCCAGAUAAAAUAGCUUGUCAUGUGAGGGGGCACCGCUCUUUGCACCGCCAAGUUAGUGGAGCUCUUUAAGGUGAUGUAUAGUUACUUCCGGCUUUAUGACCGCCGCUCCCCCACACUUUCCGCUAUGGCAGGAAAUUAUUAAAAUCCAACAUGGCUGCAUGUAGGAGAAAGAAAUAAACUUCUAGAAAAAUACAUGAAUAUAAUCGGGUUCUUUUCUUUGCUGGGAAAUACGUUAAGUUCAUCCACACCACACAAAUUUCUGCUAGUAGAAAGCUAAAAGUAAAUUUUACAGAAGAAUGUUUUUUUUCUCUUUUUCAAUCUUGAGCUGAGCCUGUAGUUAAUGUCUAGUUUGCUAACGUUAGCGACUCGAGCUACUUUGGCACUCCAUAAGACUCGCCCGUACAAGUAGUAGUUCUAGAUAUUUGUCCAGCUAGCUUUCGAAAGUGACGCUUAUAUAGCCAUUUCGAUCAUUUGUGGCGACAGACAGCCAGUUACUAAUUUAGCAAGCUCGUUAUCUGUAUAUCCAAGAUCGACAGUUUCAGUUAGUGUUGCGUUGUGUGGCUGGCUAACAGGUUUAUGGUGACAGAGCCAAGGAACAUCAAUAGACACAAAAAUAAACAGAAAUCAUACUAAAUCAAGGGGAUCUUUCGACUAGGAGUUGAACAUAUUCAUAGGAUUAUCAGGAAACAUGGACGCCAAACGAAGUACCGGGAAGUCGCAUGAAAACAGCAGUAGCGGCGAUUCCAGCGGCAACAGUCCUGGUUCACCUGCCAGUCCGGCGGAGAUGGGAAAGGCGACCGGAGGCAACGCGUUCGCCAACGACGGCAGCUUCAUGGAGAUGUUCAAGAAAAAAAUGGAGGAAGAGAGACGGAAAAGGGAGAUGGAACAAGGACAGAAUAAUAAGAACACUACGGAGGAGGGGCAGUCGUCACAGGAAAAGAAGACAUUUAGCGUGACAAGCUUUGUGGGCAAGCGGAGAGGAGGUGCCAAGCUAGCCCUCAAGACUGGAAUGGUUGCCAAGAAGCAGAAAUUGGAGCCUGAGGUCGAGGCUGGUAAAGGAGAUGCUUGGACUAAAUAUAUGGCGGAGGUCAAAAAGUAUAAAGCUCACCAGUGUGGCGAUGAUGACAAAACCAGGCCUCUGGUGAAAUAAACUGUCUCCUUACUACCCCUUCUCCGUCCCUGUACAGGGUACCUGCGUUUGGCCAGGACUCCUACCUCCUGCCUUUGCAGGUGGUGGGGUCAGCUGUGACUGUUCUUAUUAAAUGACCUGGCUUUCAGUUUCAUCACAACAGACAAGAGCAAACAGACAACCAAUAUUUCAUACGUGUUUCACUGAGCAUACGUAUUGAGUGUACAUGGAAAUUAAAAAAAAAAAAAUCUUGACAGUUUUUUCUGAAUCAUUUAGCAUUAAUAGGGAAUUAUAUUAUUGUCAUAACUGUUUCAUCUGAAUUGUG
Molecule: messenger RNA, 1879 nt
Organism: Megalops cyprinoides (Indo-Pacific tarpon)
Lineage: Eukaryota; Metazoa; Chordata; Actinopteri; Elopiformes; Megalopidae
Product: telomerase RNA component interacting RNase-like
Exons: 3
Coding region: 1114-1575 (153 amino acids)
Molecular function (GO): 5'-3' exonuclease activity; 3'-5' exonuclease activity
Source: RefSeq, a predicted model, not a curated record